GGGGCGGACGUUGUGCGGUGGCCUGUGAGGAGCGAGGCCCGACCCCCCCAUCGCCGUCCUCCGGGGGGCGCCAUCCUCGUGUCCGUCCUUCGCCCCCCCCCCCCGGGACCAGCCCCUCUUGGUUCGGUCCGGUUCGGUUCUUCCCAGCGCCCCCUGCAGGCCGCGGGGCGCGCUGACCUCUGACCCCAACAUGGUCCGGCCCGCUCGGCCGCUCCUGAAGGCCUACGUGGGGGGCCACGUCUCCAUCCGCCUGGCCCUGGGCGGCUGCACCAACCGGCCCUUCUACCGCAUCGUGGCCGCCCACAGCAAGCGGGCCCGGGACGGCAAGUACCUGGAGCAGCUGGGCUCCUACGACCCCCUGCCCAACGGCAACGGCGAGAAGCUGGUGGGCCUCAACCUGGACAGGAUCCGCCACUGGAUCGGCAGCGGGGCGCACCUCACCAAACCCGUGGAGAAACUCCUCGGUCUCUCCGGAUUUUUCCCGCUGCAUCCCAUGACCAUCACAAAUGCCGAAAGGUUACGCCGGGCAAGAGCGCUAGAAGCCGUUUCAGCAUCUGAGAAGACAAGUCCGGAAGCGAAAGAGCAGGAGGCGACCGAAAGCUAACUUGUGGAAGCGUGAACUGGGUAAUGGAAGUAGUGUGUGAUUCUUCCUGGGCUGAGAAUUCACCCUGUUAUUUCCCAAACUGUGAAUAAAGGACUUUUUCGAUGUCA
This is a messenger RNA of Tachyglossus aculeatus (Australian echidna), 711 nucleotides long. It is a transcript of the gene MRPS16, whose product is annotated as mitochondrial ribosomal protein S16. Gene Ontology annotation, cellular component: mitochondrial small ribosomal subunit; ribosome. Gene Ontology annotation, biological process: mitochondrial translation. Bases 191 to 604 code for a protein of 137 amino acids. The record is from RefSeq and is a predicted model, not a curated record. Gene Ontology annotation, molecular function: structural constituent of ribosome. The transcript is spliced from 3 exons. NCBI's taxonomy places the organism in Eukaryota, Metazoa, Chordata, Mammalia, Monotremata, Tachyglossidae.